AUGAAAUUAUCACUAUUUAUUCAGUUGGCUCUAUUCAUCCGUUAUACUACUUGUGAUUACUAUGAUGUUCUUGGAGUAUCUAAGUCUGCCUCAAAUUUAGAAAUUAAAACAGCAUAUAGAAAACUAGCGAAGAAAUGGCAUCCGGAUAAGAAUCCUACAGAAAAAGCAAACAAAAAGUUCAUUGAAAUAAAUGAGGCUUAUGAGGUACUAUCCAAUUCUAAGAAACGGCAUGAGUAUGAUACUUUCGGAAAAGUUCAUUCAGAUGGGAGUCAACCUCCCCCUGGACAUUAUCCCUACCGUCACGAAUUUGUGCACCCUUCAUUUGAAGAGCUUUUUGACUUCUUCCCAGGUUUCAACCGUGCCCCACAAUUCUCAGUCAAUGUCCUUAAUAUCGACUUUCGAAGCUAUCGCCUAACCCAUCUCCCUCGAUCUCGAACGGUGCCUUUGUUCAUAUAUGGUUAUUCGGAUUUUUGUUUCCCAUGUCGUCAAGUUCGUCCCAUUUGGUCACAAUUAGCAGAUGAGCUAACUCCGUUGGGGAUUACUGUGGCUAGUGUUAAUUUAGAACAUGAUUCUGCACUGCGUGAAGAGCUACGCGUAUUACAUGUUCCGAGUGUGACAAUAGUUGUUGAUGGUCAGGUUACUUAUUACUCUCGAGGCGAUUUCAGUCAUAAUAGUCUUAUUGAUGCAUUAAGAAGUGCAAUUAUGAAAUCGAAUCCUUCACUGUCUAAGGCGUUACCAACAUUUCUUAGCACAACAAUUGAUACACCAUUAAUACAGAGUAUUAAUGAUUAUGAUACAUUUGUUAAUACUUUUCAUUAUGGUUGGCGUCGUGACAGUCGACCCAGAAUGGUCCUUAUUAAACCAUUAACUUUACCACCGUUACGGUAUUGUGUGGCUGCUUUCAGAGCAGCAGAUCAUUUAGCAGCUGGUUAUAUUAAUUCUGAAACUGGUAGCAAUCAUAAUCUUGUUAAGAAAUUCAAUGUAAAUCCAAAUGAGGAGACCUUAUUGAUAUAUCAUGAAGAUUCAAGCAUACCUGUCUAUCGUCAGUCAGCUACAAAACUAUCACCUACUUUAUUGGAUAAUGCAAUGUUAGCUUAUAGUCAAUUAAAUAUCCCUAGAAUAUAUAGUCGUGCACGACUAUUAGAUUUAUGCCCAACUGAUGGAAGUAAACCAACCAGUAAAUAUGCUUUAGAAUCAGAUAAACGUUAUAAUGAUCAUUCUAAUCAUCGUCAUUUAUGCUUAGUAUUAUUGUUAAAUUCAAAGCAAUCAAAUGUUGAACAAAUAAACAGUUGGGGUGAUAUAUGGUUGACUAUGUUACGCCGUACAUUACAACUAUCUCAAGCAGAUUUAUUAAAAUUAUAUCAUACAAAUCAACAUAGUUAUCAUUUUAUGCCUGUACACAUUUAUGUGGAUCGUCAGAUUAGUUUGAUGCAAAAAUUAAGUACAUCUUCUACAUGUUCAAAUGAAUCGUGUAAUCUACUUAACGAAGACAAUAUAGGCCGUUUAGCAUUAAUUUGGCGUAUCACUUCAACUGAGACAGUUUAUCAACUUCUUCCCACUAAUUCAAUGUCUCAUCCAAGAACUCAUUUAAAUGAGAAAAUGCUUAAACCAAAUGAUUUAAAAAGUAUAAUACUGAAAUCAACCGAACAAAUGCAUACUGCCUUAAUGAAUGAUUUAAAAAGUAUUAUCCAGAUGAUAUCUACUACUGACAAAUUAACUAGUCCAUCAAAUCAUCUCACUCAUUCGAUUGAUAAAAUGGCAUCUCAAUGGUAUCUACUCAAAGAUUGUAUGAUUGAAGAAUUAAUGACUGAUGAAUUAGUAGCGUCAAUAUGGAUUAGAAUGAGAAAUAGGCUGUUACAGAUUCUUGUGGAUAUUGGACAUUCGAUGUUUGACCUUGUAAAUCAUCCAUUGGCAUUUGUUUUCUCAAGUUUUAUGAUUAUCAUUGGCUUACUAUUAUUCAGUUUGAUUUCAACCCUUAUACAAGCAACAAAAAAUGAACAGCAGAAUAAAUGUACUACAGAGAAACAUUACAAUGAAACAAAUCAAGGUGUUAAUACAUCAUUAUCAUCAAACAGUAAUAUUAAUGAUAAAAAUAAUAAUAAUAACAACAGUAGCAGUCAGUGUAGAAUUCCUGAAGGAUCAUUUGCACUUACUCCUAUUGUCUCCUUAAAUCCUUCCACGUAUGAUCGUCUUGUUCGUGAUGCGCCUAAAGGUUUCAGACUUCUAGUAUUAUGUGUUCGUGGAAGUAAUCAAGAUAACCGAUUACGUGAUCAAUUUGACUUCAAAACUCGUCGAGUUUGUGGAAGUCAAAUUCAACGUGCUUGUCUUUCCAUGGAUCGAUAUUCUGGUUGGCUUGCAAAAUUGCUUGAAUCUACCAGAUCAAAUUUACCAAUACAUAUUCGUUCUAAUAAAACUGUGCAAAAGAAUAGGAAAGUGAAUGAUACUACUGAUAAUAAUAAUAAUGGAGUUUUAUUUAUUAAUCCAGUGAACUGCGUUGGGACAGUUAUUGCUGUCAAUGGUUAUCGACGAUAUUUCAAUCUUUAUCAUCCUUUAAUUCCAGGUUCUCAAAGUAGUUCUGAUGAAAAUUCUGAAUCAGAUGUGGACGAAUCAUUGUCCAUUGAAAGUCAAGAGUCAGAUGAUGAAGAAGAUUUACAUCAAUCUAAUAUUAAUAACAAUCAUUCACAUUUAAAGUCAAGACAUCAAAUAACUGAUGGUGUAUUAUUUGAAAGUGAAUUAUUAGAUGGUUUAUCCAAUUGGUUAGAUCGUUUAUUUGAAGGUUCAUUACCUCGUUAUAAUAUUGCAGAAUGGCCAAUCGGUUUACUUGGAGAUGAUGACGAUGAUGAUUAA
Messenger RNA from Schistosoma rodhaini, 2847 nucleotides. The record is from the annotation of a GenBank genome assembly. Lineage: Eukaryota; Metazoa; Platyhelminthes; Trematoda; Strigeidida; Schistosomatidae.